UCCUAUUCUAUCACAUCUGUGCGAGGCACCACCUCUACCGCGCGUCUCCUUCUACGAGUCGUAUAUAUAUAUACCUUUUGUCGCAGCGUCUCACCACAUCGUCAAGAGACGUACAUGUGUCUGACACGCAAAACAUCACAGUCCUCUCGCGCUCUCCCAAGCUAUCACGCAGAGACAGGUGAUCUGGGAAUCAUCGACAGGCAACAGCGCUUGUCCACACCAUGUGAGUACCUCUACAUACCUCUCGCCCUCAAAACCCCUGUUCUAUUCUUCAUUUUGGUCAGAUCACAGCACCGUUGCCGCGUGCUCUCUCACUGUACUGUAUAUUAUAUCCUGUUCGCAACAUCUCACCUCAACUCGCCCUCCACAUGGUCACGCUUCUGAUACUCGCAGUACAACAGAUCUUGCGUCGUUCAUUGCUUGGCCACCAGUUCCAAGUCAUCGAGAUGGACAGACUAACCCAGAAGGAGCUCGACUGUCUCCUCGCGCUCCGCGACCUGAAACUCAGCGGCGCAGUUCAGGACGUGGACACAGCUCCGGUGACCAACAACAGCGGUCACACUGGCCAAGGCCCGGGAGUGGUCGAGCCUGUUCCCGUCCAAAACAAGGUCGCCAAGGAGAACCCAGACUAUCGCGUCGUCGCUUACGAUGAGCUCUGCCCGAGGUGGCGACUUGAAGUGUACCAUUCAGAGCUUCUUUGGGGCUCGGUUGCCGGUGAGUCCGACGAGGACGAUAAGAACGAGGAGGAACGUCUCAAUGAGAUGGCUGGUGCUGAAGCUCCCAACCCGAUCACAAACGAGGAGCUGUUGAGGACUCCAGCCACAUAUGCUCGCUCUUGCUGCGACGGUCGAGGUGUCCUACGAGGUGUCCUACGCAAGGAGGGCGAAGACUGA
Messenger RNA from Neurospora hispaniola, 893 nucleotides. RefSeq lists its product as uncharacterized. The transcript is spliced from 4 exons. NCBI's taxonomy places the organism in Eukaryota, Fungi, Ascomycota, Sordariomycetes, Sordariales, Sordariaceae. The record is from RefSeq and is a predicted model, not a curated record. The coding region runs from base 369 to 893 and encodes 174 amino acids.